UCCUGAAUCAAAGAAAACCAAGAAUCAUGGCAGAAACAAGAUCAUUGAUACCACCAGCACAAUCACCUCAUGUACUCAUAUUCCCCUUUCCAGCACAAGGCCAUAUCAACUCUAUGCUCAAAUUAGCUGAGAUUCUCUGCCUAUCGGGAAUUAACGUGACCUUUGUCAACACCAAACAAAAUCAGUUACGGCAACUUAGUUUUGGCAAUCUUCAUUCCCGUUUCAGCAAAUUUCCAGGAUUCUGUUUCGAAACCGUUCCAGACGGUCUUUCUGAAGAUCAACAUCCCUCUGCUGGUUUCUAUAGUUCUCAAGACUUGAUUACAGAUAUGUUUAAUCGAGUGGAAAAUGUUAUCAGACCGGGUUUUCGAGAAUUAGUUACUUCAAAUCGCUUCAAAUCUCAUGCACGUGGGCAAGUUUCUUGUAUCAUAGCAGAUGGUGUUUUUGGUUUUGCAAUUGAUGUUGCUGAAGAUCUGGGAAUUCCAUCCAUUUCUUUCCGUUGCAUCAGUGCUUGUUGCACCUGGAUAUUUUUCUGUACCCCGAAACUUGUAGAAUAUGGUGACAUACCAUUUAAAGUUUUUGCAGACGAAGAUAUGGAUCGACUAGUAAAGAGUGUCCCAGAGAUGGAAUGCUUUCUCCGGUGCAGAGAUUUACCAAGUUUCUAUAGAGCUAAAGAGGUCAACCAUCCGAUUUUGGAAUUUGUGAAUACUGCAACAUUAUAUUCAAUUAGAGCCACGGCUCACAUACUUAAUACAUUCGACGAUAUUGAAGCUCCAGUUCUCUCGCACUUGAUGUCUUACUGGCCAAAGCUAUACACAGUUGGACCUCUUAAUGCUCUGUUGAAUACCAGUUCGAGAUACUCAACUUAUGCAAUUGAAAUAUAUAAUCAAAGCUUACAAGGAAUUAGAUAGAUAUAUGAAUUGCACAACCUAAUUAACAAAGAACAAUCUUCUUACUGUGGCAACAACUAUAAUUAACAUGCAAGGGUAACCAAUUUGGAGGUA
Papaver somniferum (opium poppy) is the source of this 1001-nucleotide messenger RNA. RefSeq names its product 7-deoxyloganetic acid glucosyltransferase-like. The record is from RefSeq and is a predicted model, not a curated record. The transcript is spliced from 2 exons. NCBI's taxonomy places the organism in Eukaryota, Viridiplantae, Streptophyta, Magnoliopsida, Ranunculales, Papaveraceae. The coding region runs from base 27 to 908 and encodes 293 amino acids.